AUGGUGGCAGCCUUCGCAGAAGCACACGAGCUGUUUGAGGCUUCACUCGACAUUAUCAGCAUUGUAGCGCGGCCAGACUGCUCACUGCCGCCAUUCGUUUCGCUCACUUAUCCGGCGGAACACCUUCUCCUGGAGCAUCCUCGUCGAGUGCUACGUCCAGAACGCAAUGUACCAAGAGGCACUGGAAGUUUACAAGGAGAUGGUGAGAAAAGCGAUCUCCAUCGACGCUUACACCCUCUCCAGCGUCCUGGCGACAUGCACGAAACUUUUGGACGUGGAAUAAGGGAGAAUGGUCCAAGGAGGCCUUUCGGUACAUGGGAGCUUUAUCUCGGUGACUGCGAUGAUAUGGCUCUUGAUACUUACUGGAAGAUGCGAUUGCAGGGGCUGGAGCCAGAUGCUUUCACUGUGAUCGCUGCUUACACUCUCUAUGGACAUGACAAGGACGCAUUUUCUUUGUUCCACUGGACACCGGAUAUAUACACUUUCUCCAGCAUUCUGGGAGCGUGUGCGAGUCCCCUGGAAGAUGGGAGAAUGCUACAUCAGCAGCAUACUGGCGAAGGCGAUCCUCGCUAUCUUCAUCACCUUCAGCAGGCCAAGAGCGUCUUUGAUCGAAUGCCCGAGUGGAACACUAUCUCUUGGAACUCAAUGCUGGCGGGGCUGGGAUCCAACGGGGAGGUCGCAGGACGUUUGAACUGCGAGCCGGAGGAGAGCUCCGAGAUGAUCGCGGCCUACACUCGCCACGGGAGCUUCUCUCGAGCUCUGAGCCUGAUCAAGCGGAUGGACUUGGAAGCUUGGAAGACGCUUGCGAGUCCUUCGAGAAGAGCACUGGUGGUCGGCAUAGCUGGACAAUCGACGUCCACGACACGAGGCUCUUCUCCGGCAAGUGUGUCGAGCGCGGCGGAGAUCUUCUCGCAGUACCGAGCCUGGGAGUGGAGUUUGGUGCUCUGCACGACCAUGGUGGCGGGCUUUGCUCGAAACGGACAUGGCCGACGAGCUCACGAGCUGUUUGAGUUGACUGAGAGUCAAGGACUAGAACUGGACGUUGUCAGCUUCACCACCAUUCUUGCUGCGUGCAGCGCUGCCGGGCUGCUCCACGAUGGUCGCGGGUACUUUGUUUCCAUGAGAGGGGACUAUGCUCUCGCUGCCACCAUGGAUCACUACGUUUGCGUGAUCGAUCUGCUAGCAAGAUCUGGCCGAGUUGACUAG
Selaginella moellendorffii is the source of this 1206-nucleotide messenger RNA. Its product is annotated as pentatricopeptide repeat-containing protein At4g02750-like. The record is from RefSeq and is a predicted model, not a curated record. Gene Ontology annotation, biological process: RNA modification. The transcript is spliced from 7 exons. NCBI's taxonomy places the organism in Eukaryota, Viridiplantae, Streptophyta, Lycopodiopsida, Selaginellales, Selaginellaceae. Gene Ontology annotation, molecular function: RNA binding; protein binding. The coding region runs from base 1 to 1206 and encodes 401 amino acids.